Messenger RNA from Drosophila nasuta, 3752 nucleotides. RefSeq lists its product as uncharacterized. Bases 441 to 2807 code for a protein of 788 amino acids. The transcript has 4 exons. The record is from RefSeq and is a predicted model, not a curated record. Gene Ontology annotation, biological process: regulation of transcription by RNA polymerase II. Gene Ontology annotation, molecular function: DNA-binding transcription factor activity; RNA polymerase II cis-regulatory region sequence-specific DNA binding. Lineage: Eukaryota; Metazoa; Arthropoda; Insecta; Diptera; Drosophilidae.
CAUUUCUUGUUAUUCGUAAUAACAUUUAAUUAAUAUAUUAAAGUCUAUGCAGUAUUUACAAAAUGAACAAAUUCGUAUUAUUGUGACAGUGUGUGGUGAUGUGAAGCUUACCAGUCCCAAUUGAAGAAUGAGGCAAAGCAAAGAAGUUUCUAUUUAAAUAUUUGUUGAAAUUCAUUUUGUUGUCUGUUUGGAGCGCUACAUACAUACGUUCAUGUGUAUGUAUGUAUGUACACAUUUGUAUUUAUAUCAUCAAGGAAGGCACCGAUACCCCGAUACUACGAUAUCGAUAAGCAAACGUAGCUUAGCACGCAUCUCUAAACGAAACUAAUUCGGCGACAAUUUUUUUUUUUUUUUUUUGUUAAUUGGGGAGAGGAAAAAUAUCACCUAAAAUUCAAUCAGUGCAAGAUUUCUAGCAAAAGUGGGAGCGUGGUGGGAGCACAAUGAGUGUGUUGGCAUAUCCACGUACAAAUGAUGAGGAGAUUUUUCGACAGUGCACAAAGGAUUGUGGCGUUGUGACGGCCACGGAGGACUUUCAGUAUUUCGCCUUACGCUGCAUUUUCUGCAGCGAGAAGUUUCUCUACUUCGAUGCAUUCAUCGGUCACAUGCAAACUGUGCAUCUCGAAGAUGCAGCCCAUCGCAGCAACAGCAGCUCUGGCUACAGACUGGGCCUGGGGUUGGGAUUGGGCUUGGGCCAACCUAUGUCCAUAGGCCUAGACGAUGCUGAUGGUGAUGGCGACGACGUUGAUGACGGCAGCGGCGUAGGAGGGCGACUUGGUUAUGGCAAUGGAAGCAGCUUAUUGCAACAGUUUGAUGAGAUUGAAGACUUGACCGAUGCGGACACUGCGCUGCUCGAGCCACAAAUGGUCAUCAAACAGGAGCUGCAAGAGCUAGACAGCAGCGACAAUGAUAACGACCACGAUAAUGACAACGGGAACGAUGAUGAUGCCGUAAAUGACGAUAAUCUACUGCCCGCCGAUGACACUGAUAAUGUGGACGACGACAGCGAAGCAAUUCUGCCCGAGAGUGAUCUCUCAAGGGCCAACAUCAGAUCCCGCAUGAAAUUGGCUGGACCACCGCCAUACCUGGGACGGCACGGCAGUGGCUCCAAUGUGGUCGAUGUGAAGAACGAGCCGCUAACAGCCGACGGCGAUGAUUCGAUGGAUGAAUAUGAUCAUAACUAUUUGAAUGACAAUUCAAAUGAGUAUCCUGACUACAAUCCCAGCAGCUAUAAUGCAGGACAUGGCAACAACAGUGCAGCUGGUGGCGAAUCUGAUUUUCUCAGCUAUGAUGAAAUGGUGGAGGAAUCUCUGUUAGGCCGCGAUCGGGAGCUGACCAUGCACAUCAAGGAUCGCAAGAUGAUACAAUUCCUGAUACACUCUUACAAGCGCAAUCCCUUUCUGUGGGAUCACAGUCAUGCCCAGUUCCGGGAUCGCGUGAAACGCGCUCGCUUCCUCGACUGGAUUGUGCUCGAGUUUAAGAAUCGCUUUAACAUCUCACUGGCCAAGGAUGCGAUCACAAGGAAAUGGGACAAUCUGCGCACUGUUUACAAGCGCGAAUGCAAUCGCAUGGCUCUCGAGAAGACGAACAUCAGCACUCUCUGGUAUUUCAAGGAGCUGCAUUUUCUUAACGAACUUUACAGUUACAACUCGAAAAUGUCCGACGCCGUUGUCAAGGAAACCUCAUACAGACGACGCUUUUCGGCCAUAUGGAACGAUACCUCUACCGCCAAACUGCUCGUUAUGGUUAAGCGCUAUCAGUGCUUCUACAAUCGCUUCGAUCCCGACUAUCGUAGCAAGGAGCGACGCGGCGAGGGGCUGCAACAAAUGGCUAUGGAAUUGCAGCAGCUCAUCGAUGUAACCACCAUACAAAUCUCGAAACGUAUCUCUCAGUUGCGCUUUGAUUACUCCAAACAGAAGAUGGAACGUUUGAACGCCGAACGCAUGGGUCGAAAAUUUAUACCGAAUUACAUUUACUACGAUCAAAUGCACUUCAUGGACGAUGACAUUCCGCCAUUCAAGUGCGAACAUUGCGGCGAAAUAGUGCAAACGUUGCGGGAACUCGAUCUGCAUAUGCUCAGCCAUCAGCCAAGUCUGGGCGGCAGUUACUAUUGCAAUGUGUGCAGCAUUCAGUUCAACACAGGCGAAGAGUUUGAGAACCAUAAGCAACUGCAUUUGGGCGCGGGCAACGAAGUCAAAUAUAAUUGCGAGUUGUGCACGGCCAGUUUUCGCGAGAAGUCCAAUUACGAUGAGCAUUUGAGACGCCACAACGAUGAGCUAUUCCUGCCCACAUUGGCACUGAAUCACAGUAUACUCGAUAGCGGUAGCGGCGAUGCAGAUGCUGCUGGCAGCGGAGCUACUGAUGUUUCCCUGGUGGGCGACGACGACGAACUAUUCGCCGGGGAUGGAUCGAAGCCAUUCCCCUGCGAGGUUUGUCAUCGCACGUUUGCAUCGCCGGGACACUUAAAUGCGCAUCGGGUGGUGCAUCAGGAUGAGCGAGAGCGAUGCUACAAAUGCGAUUAUCCGCAAUGUAGUAAAUCGUUUGUCUCGCGUCACAGUCUCUUCGAUCACUUGAAGCAACACUACAGCAACGAGGAGUUCAAGUGCGACAUCUGCGGCAAGAGCUUCAAGUCUACCAAGAAUCUACAGAAUCACAAACAGAUACACGACAAGGUCAAGCGCUACGUUUGCCAAAUAUGCGGCUCGGCAUUCGCCCAAGCCGCUGGCCUCUACCUGCACAAGCGUCGUCACAAUCGUCCCAAUGGCAGCACCGGCGCCGUCGGUGGUCGCUCCAGUCGCACCACACUGUGAGCCAGCCACCCGCUGAUAUAUAGUAAAGAAGAUCAAUCAACAGAUCUAAGUUAUUGCAGCUAUGCAUUUCCCCCACCCCUAAGAAAUGAAUGACACAUCCACAAGCUAUGUUUAUAUUUUUUUUUUAACGAUUAUUAUAAGUUGUAUUUGAGUUGUAUACAUUUCACACAGCUGUACUUAAGCUUCUAAGUAUUUUACAAUCAAACUAAAAUUGUCCGUAACUAAGCCAAGAACUUUAAUAUGUAGAUAUAAACAUUACACAUACGCACUAUAUUUACUGAUUAUUGUAUUCGUGAAUGCAAUAUAUGUAGAAACAAAAAGAAAAGAAAAGAUCUGCCGUCUUGCUCGCACAGCAGCUGAACGUCUCAAUUUGGUGGCAAAAAAAGGAAAGAAAAAAACGAAAGAGAUGAAAAGCGUAACUUUAGUUAACAAUUUAGAUUAUUAUUAUGAGUUUAAAGACAAAACAAAACAGAAUAAUACCCCCCAAAAUGUGCUUCACUGACAUUGAGGCAAACACACACAUUCCAAUUCCACAACACUAGUUAAAUGAUUAAUAAGUGUCAAAAGAAAACGAAACAAGUAUUUCUUACAAGUAUUCUCUAUUGUACAAUUACAAACUACGAAAAAAACCAAAACAAAUAUGUAUGCAUAUUAAUUAUAUAUUUAUUUAAAUACGCAAAGUGCGAAGUUGUAACGCGAAUCAUGCGCAGGGCCAUUAAAAUGAAAUAACAAACAAUAAUAAUUAUAUUAAUUAUAAUAACAAGAGUAACAGCGCAACAGCAAGAAUAUCAAGAAGAGUUGCUAAGCUCUGCACUUUGAAUAACAAUAACACAACUGUAAAACAUACACAACAACAAAACACACAUCAAUGUUAGUUAAUUUAAUUUACAAAUAACAUAAACGACUGAAUCUGAAAAAUACAUUUACUUACACACACAACAAACA